Myxocyprinus asiaticus (Chinese sucker) is the source of this 525-nucleotide messenger RNA. RefSeq names its product ciliary-associated calcium-binding coiled-coil protein 1-like. The transcript has 6 exons. The record is from RefSeq and is a predicted model, not a curated record. Bases 1 to 525 code for a protein of 174 amino acids. Lineage: Eukaryota; Metazoa; Chordata; Actinopteri; Cypriniformes; Catostomidae.
AUGUAUGGAUUGACAAAAAAAAUUGCAUGUUUGAAAAAAGCCACGCUGUUGGAUUAUUUUGUCAAUGGAUUUUGGUGGGCCAAAGAGAUGAAGUUCACAUGUCAGCAAAUCUCAUUUAACAUGGCUCUUUUACAACAAUUACUUGACAACAUAAAAACUCAGCCAUGCUUGAAAAUGCCUUUUUUUAAGGCAUUUACCCUGACAGUGCUUGCAUCCAGACAGUCACCAUCAACAGAGGCUGAUACCAGUCAUUUAUUUGAUGCCGAUCAAAUCAGAGACAUCACUGAUUACUUCAAGACAAGUCUUUUCCAGCACUACCGACUAUAUGAAUUACUGUUCACUCACCCAAGAGAGGAGCACCUUCUGGGAAUGGAGAAAAGCAUUGAGGUGAUCAACCCAGUUGACUCUGCCGGCCCGCUGGAAGAGGGCAUGCUCUCUGAUCUGUACUUCCAUUAUCUGGCUCCCUCAUGUGUCAAAAUGCCUGAGCAGUUAAAGUUUCCUUUUUCCACCCUGGUUCUUGUAUAA